UAUAAAACUCAGUGCACUGUUUUCGUAACAUAUUAUAGUUUUGGGAACAUAAAUGUAUUGAGAGCAGAUGUUUCAUUGAUGAAAAAAUUAGCAGAAUGUCGGCCCAGUUUCACCUAGUUCCAUAUUCUCCCAUUACCCGCGACUGUACUUCCUCUCACUGCCAUCUUUGGUGGUGAGAAAACGAACGCUUCAGCUUUAUAGCCCCUGUCUGGGUUUCUCCUUCUGUCAGUGGGUACAACACGGAAGGUCUUCGCUGCAAUAAUUUGACACUUCUGCUUGUUCACUUCGAAUAACUACAUGUCUAUUCUUCCUCAAGAAGAAUUGGUCAAGAAAUGGGAAAGUGAACAGGCCAGCCUGAGGCAGCAGGUGGUGGAGGAGGACACAGAGGAUUGGCAGAGAAGUCCAGACUUCACCGGGCUGGAGAGGGUUGGAGGAGUGGACCUGUCGUUCAUCAAAGGAGAUGACGUCAACGCCUGUGCCCAGCUAGUGGUACUCAGCUACCCAGACCUAGAGCUGCUGUAUGAGGACAGUCAGAUGGUGACCCUAACCGCCCCCUACAUCUCAGGGUUCCUGGCCUUCAGGGAGACCCCCUAUCUGCUGGAGGCCCUGCAGCGCCUGGAGACGACCCAGCCCAGCCUGCUACCUCAGGUGGUCUUGGUGGAUGGGAAUGGUCUGUUCCACUACAGAGAGUUUGGCCUGGCGUGUCACCUGGGAGUUCUGUCAGGGCUUCCUUGUAUAGGUGUGGCCAAGAACCUCCUGCAGGUACAGGGUGUGGAGAAGAACGAGGAACACCAGUCACAAAUUGCCUCAUUGCAGAAGGGAGGAGACAGCUUCCCUCUGACUACCGACUCAGGAAAAGUGCUGGGGAGGGCCCUGCGUAGUUCUGACAGCAGUACCAAACCAGUGUAUGUUUCAGUGGGCCACAAGAUCAGCCUGGACACGGCCCUGCGCCUCACACACUCCUGCUGCCGCUACCGUGUCCCAGAGCCUAUCAGACAGGCAGACAUGCGCUCCAGAGAGUACCUCCGUGUCCACUUCCCAUCUGCUGCAGACACCUGAGCAUAGAGGAGACGGUGCUGGGAAGUGGACACAUCAUGAAAUUCAAAACACAACAGUGAUGCCAUACAAGAAGAUACCCGAAGAGCCUUCAGCGUGCCUGUUAGUGUGUGAAUGUGUGUGUGUGAGAGAGUGAGUGGGUGGGCGCAUGAGAGACAGUUCAAAUGAGAUUUACAGUGUUUUUAUUAUCUCUUUAUAUCUACUGUAGAUUAUAUGGGUAUUUUUAUAUAAUAAUCUUUUUAUAUACUGUACUCAUGUUUUGGGCUUUUUUUACACAGAGAUGCUUUUUUAUCCUGUAAAUAAAUCCCAACUGUGCCCUGAA
Coregonus clupeaformis (lake whitefish) is the source of this 1378-nucleotide messenger RNA. Its product is annotated as endonuclease V. Lineage: Eukaryota; Metazoa; Chordata; Actinopteri; Salmoniformes; Salmonidae. The transcript has 9 exons. Bases 298 to 1059 code for a protein of 253 amino acids. Gene Ontology annotation, cellular component: nucleolus; cytoplasm. Gene Ontology annotation, biological process: DNA repair. Gene Ontology annotation, molecular function: single-stranded RNA binding; RNA endonuclease activity producing 5'-phosphomonoesters, hydrolytic mechanism. The record is from RefSeq and is a predicted model, not a curated record.